UAUGCUACUUUCGACAUCAAAAUUAACGACUUCCAAACUUACUAAAUCUCAAUUAUCAAGUCCUUAAAGAUCCACCAUUAACUAUUUGAGUUAAGACCUUGAUUCCCCAUCAAGAUAAAGAAUUAAAUUAUUAUCAGACAAAUGGAAUCACAUUCAAAAUGGAAUUGAUAAAGAUAAAGUAGAAAAAAGAGAAGUAUUGGAAGAAAGAAUCAAAAUUAUUGAAGACGUACUUGCAUCUGAAAAACCUAAAGAUGAAUAAAAAUUCAAAGUCAUUAAAGAUUCAGUCUUGAAACUAUAAGAUUAAGCACAUAAUCAAAAAUCAGAGAGAGAAGUAUAUAAUUAAAACCAUAAUUUCUAGGCAUUUGAUGAUAAGAAGGAGAAAGAUUUCAGAACAUUAUCUGAUAAUAUUGCAUUAUCUUUUGAAUAGGAAAGAAAUAUUAGAGGAUAAGGAGAAACAAAGUUGUAGAAGUAAAUUGACGAACGUUUUGCUUAGAUAACUCUAACUAUAACUAGAAAUACUCAUUAAUAUGAAGACAGAAGUUAGGCUAAAAUUGCAGAAGUUCUUUAAUAAAUAUAAGUUGUUAAAAAUUAAUUAGAUUAAGAAAGAAGAUCAAGGUAUUUUAGAAUGCAUAUAAAAAUAGGGAAGAAUCAGCUGAAUCAUUAUCUGAAUAAAUUGAUAGUGAAAUUAACAAAUUUUCAGAUUAAUUGCUUGUUGAAAAGAAAGUAAGAGAGGAAACAUAAGGAAAAAUAUUCAGAAUGAUUGAAGAUGUGCAUGGCAAAUUAUAAUAAGAUAUUAAUUUUGAAAGAAGGGAAAGAGAAGCAACUACUGAAGCAUUAUUAAAAUUAUUAGAGGAUGCAUGCAUUAAAAUAGAUAAAAAUUUCAGAUCAUUUUGAU
Molecule: messenger RNA, 895 nt
Organism: Paramecium pentaurelia
Lineage: Eukaryota; Ciliophora; Oligohymenophorea; Peniculida; Parameciidae
Source: the annotation of a GenBank genome assembly